AUGAGCAAUCGCAAAGGAAGUGAUGAGAAUCUUUGUAAUGAAAAGAUUGAUCAAGAUGAAAUUGAUGCUUUACUUGAAGAAGCGGAAGAAUUUAUUGAAAACUAUGAAAAUGAGCACACCAAAAAUGUUGAAGAACAGACAGAAGACAGGAGUGUUGCAAGUAUUUAUGAACGAUUGAGACGGAGAAAUGAUGAUGAUGAAAAAUAUCAGAAUGAUGAAGAUUUGAAUGAAAAGAUUCAAGAAAUUGAAGAAGACAUACAGAAAGACAAGGAAGAUGUCGAAUCGCUUAACGAUGAAGAACAAAUCAAGGAAACCCAUGAAACAUAUGAGGAAAAUGACGAUUUAAUUGAUCGAAUUCAAGAUGAAAUCAUAGAAUGA
Messenger RNA from Cylindrotheca closterium, 378 nucleotides. NCBI's taxonomy places the organism in Eukaryota, Bacillariophyta, Bacillariophyceae, Bacillariales, Bacillariaceae. The record is from the annotation of a GenBank genome assembly.